Messenger RNA from Amphiprion ocellaris (clown anemonefish), 2394 nucleotides. RefSeq names its product RAB6A, member RAS oncogene family (gene rab6a). The record is from RefSeq and is a predicted model, not a curated record. The transcript is spliced from 8 exons. Lineage: Eukaryota; Metazoa; Chordata; Actinopteri; Pomacentridae. Gene Ontology annotation, molecular function: GTP binding; GTPase activity. Bases 296 to 922 code for a protein of 208 amino acids.
CGAGCAGCCAGAAGAAGAGUGGCCCGGGGAGGCUGGCUGGUAGACAUGUCAGAGAAGCCACAGUAACGCUAACUUGGUCGCAGUAGUUGGCGAGUUACCCAAAAGUGUCUUGAGGCCUAAAGGAGUGGUUGUAGAGCACGAACCCUCCCCAAGUGGCCCGUCAAGAGGGGUUGGCAAGCCGGUGAAACGUUACGGACCCCGGACCUUCGAUAACUGACAGUAGGUGGUGAGCUAGCAUUAGCUGGCUAGCCGUGGAGCUCCCGAAAAGUAACGCCAGGGUUUGUUUGAUACAGUCAUGACUGCGGCCGGAGACUUCGGAAACCCUCUCAGAAAAUUUAAACUGGUUUUUCUUGGGGAGCAGAGCGUGGGAAAGACGUCGCUGAUCACCAGGUUCAUGUAUGACAGCUUCGACAAUACUUACCAAGCCACAAUAGGAAUAGAUUUCCUGUCAAAAACCAUGUACCUUGAAGACAGAACAAUCAGGUUGCAGUUGUGGGAUACGGCAGGGCAAGAGCGAUUUCGUAGCCUAAUCCCAAGUUACAUCAGAGACUCUGCUGCUGCUGUCGUAGUAUACGACAUCACAAAUGUCAACUCUUUCCAGCAAACCACAAAAUGGAUUGAUGAUGUGAGAACGGAAAGAGGAAGUGAUGUCAUUAUCAUGUUGGUGGGAAACAAGACAGACCUGGCAGACAAAAGACAGAUAACCACAGAGGAGGGAGAGCAGAGAGCGAAAGAGAUGAAUGUUCUGUUUAUUGAAACAAGUGCAAAGACAGGCUACAAUGUCAAACAGCUUUUCCGCCGUGUGGCUGCCGCCCUGCCCGGCAUGGAUACCACACAAGACAAGAGUUCAGAGGGCAUGAUCGACAUUAAACUGGAGAAGCCACCAGAGCCACCUGUCAGUGAAGGAGGCUGCUCCUGCUAAUGUUCUUGCCUGUGUUUCUGGCUUUUUCUGGAACCCAUUUGGUUUUUCUGUAUACGUACCCUUCACUACACCCACCUCUGUUCCCCAGCCAGAAAGAGAACACUACAUCCGUUAUCCUCGCCAUUGUGGAAACCUGCUCUCUCAUCGGGAUGCUCUGAAAGUCAUGAAUCACUUAAAUUUAGUAUUUGCACUGUAACACACAUAGUUGAAACCGUAUUUACAGCAGGAGCUCAGCUGCCUGCAGAGCUCCUGCCUGUAGUUUCAAAGUGUUACAAGGAGUCACGUUGGUGUAGUUUGUGUCUAAAGAACAUUUGUUGAACCAAACUGACAGAAAGAUAAUGUGUGUAAAUUAUCAAAUCGAGGUAUGUGUCUAAGAGCAAGAAUAUUUUAUAAAAAUCAAAUACUGCUUUAAGCUUAAUAAGCACAAUGUGGAUGUUGUGUGCAUUUGUCAGUUAACAUAAAUCGUGCCGCUGCAGCUGAUUGGCAAGGAUUCAUUCGUGAGUUGUAUUUAUAACACUGAAAAAUUCUUCUUCUUUUUUUUUAACUGGUUGGAAUAUUAUGUGGGAAAGUUGCAAAAUUGUGUUGAGGGAAAUCAUGGUGUAGACGUUCACACGUUAUACAGGUGAAGUUAACAGCGGCAGCCAUGAGCAUAUUUUACACUCUGAGGUGCCUGAACCAGCAGAGUCACAGUUCUCCAACUAAUACCAGCAUGAAAUAACAAAUCGAGACACUGGAACCACCACAUUAUCACACACCAGCACAAACACAUGACACGACUGCACCAUCCACAUCACCGUCCUUCCCCUCUCCCCGUGCGUGUCCUUUGAGAUGGGUUAUUUUUACCUUGGCUUCCAUUUUCUAUUACCUUUUUUUUUUUUCGGUAGAUCUUUAAUUUUUUUCCCUAAAGACUACAGCUAUCAUAGAUUACAACUCUUACUUUUAUGGUAGUGUUUGAGGAGGAUUUUCUCAUAAAACCCACCAUAAAACAUUAGAUAAGGAGAUAUAUGCCUUUUGGAAUUAAAUUGUAGAAGAGGGCUUCCCUGGCUUUGGGUUUAUCUAGUUCGGUAUGACGUUUAAUGAACACUUUGGUUUCUUUUGCUUGUUUUUAUUUUUGGCAUUGAUCUUUUUGUUAGUGAUUACAUAUGUAUUUAAUCCACAAUGACUUGUAAUAUUUAUUUCUAUUGAAUUCAUGUUUCUUUUAUAUGGCUGUUAAUAUCUUCUCUUUUGGUAUGAGUCCUGAACUGCUUACAAAAUAUGCAUCCAUCUGGACCACCUUUAACUGAAUCAGUAGAAAGUGUCUGCUGUUUCCUUCUACCACCUCUCGAGGGGAAAAUUUGAUCAUACUGAUAAUAUUGUGCAAUUUUUUUGUGUGAACUUACGGGGGAGAGUCCAAUUUGUAUAGCAUAGUAGUCCUUAACGUUUCUGCCUGGAAUGGUUUUAAAUGAAAGAAUAAAAAUACACUUGUCACCGCU